GCAAACCUGCUUUUUGGUUAUCAAGUUGGUUACUUCGGGUCAACUGUGGCGAAAAUCGUGGCGAAAAUCGGUGGAGACGAAAAUCGUGGCUUGCCGAACACAGCCACUUCAGACAACGAACAUACAAUACUUCACCUCUGUAGUAUACAGAUUAUUCAUUCGCGUCCUAUCCUUCAGCUUCACAGGGGCCAUGAGCCAAACUACCUUAAUAACUAUGCAAUACAUUUGACCGAAUGUCGGGCUUGCAUCAUCCAUACCGAGUAUUUCCAAAUUGCCUGCAGGAUUGGCGCAAUAGUAUCCGAUACUAAAGGUCGGGAUACGCACGGCGAUGCGAACACGAGGCGAAUGGGCGUGCCAGACCUCGAGUCGGCCGCGGCCGUCCCAAACCGCGAGUUGGACGCGUAGGCCGGUGGCGAUAAAAGGGGAAGUGAUACGCUUCCCAUCACCGCUUGAUAAGAGGUUUUGGGGAGGUCGACCCAAUGACACGUGCAGGAGGAAAGUGGGCUCUGUUGAGUCGAAUCUUCAAUCAAUGUCUGGUCGGAUGCCUAGUACUACGCCGGUUAGUAUGGCUGAUCCCUUUGCUUCGCAACCUGGCCGCCCUUUCUUCUCCUCGACGUCUGACUGGACGCCGCGGCUGUUUCGCACGGCAUUGCCCGUUUGGCGCGAGAAUGGGGGGACAAUACCAACGGCUGCGGCGGAUACCCAGUUGAACCCGUCGUCGCAUCAGCGGGGGCUGCGUGGGCGAGUUCGCGCUUCAAUUGGCUUGCAUGUGACCAUGGUGUGGUGCCGUCAGGUGCAAUCUCCCUUCCCGCGCUGUCAAGUGACCACCCGUCAUGACCUCUUAUAUCGACGACAACCGGGAAUUGGUGUCUCCAUCCAGGUUUUGUCCACGUACCAGAUCGCCUGCUCCGGGCGUCAGUGCGGCAAACGGCGGAUAGCGGGAGCCUGGAGUCCGCGUGCGUACCCUGGUCGGGAAGCCAAAGGAGGCAACCAGGACCAAAAAUAGCAGCCACAGUUGGUGAGGCCCGUGAGGCGAUGGGGCUGGAGCUGGGUUCCGUUAAGGGUAUAGCCGGCAAUCGGCCAUGCUUGUCUCUCCAGGUACCUGCCAGACCAGGGUAGGAGGGGACCGGAAGGAAAAAAAGAAGCUAGACGAC
Phialemonium atrogriseum is the source of this 1154-nucleotide messenger RNA. RefSeq lists its product as uncharacterized. NCBI's taxonomy places the organism in Eukaryota, Fungi, Ascomycota, Sordariomycetes, Cephalothecales, Cephalothecaceae. The record is from RefSeq and is a predicted model, not a curated record. The transcript has a single exon. The coding region runs from base 329 to 1006 and encodes 225 amino acids.